Boeremia exigua is the source of this 663-nucleotide messenger RNA. RefSeq names its product HAD-like domain-containing protein. The record is from RefSeq and is a predicted model, not a curated record. The transcript has 4 exons. Bases 1 to 663 code for a protein of 220 amino acids. Gene Ontology annotation, molecular function: magnesium ion binding; acireductone synthase activity. Lineage: Eukaryota; Fungi; Ascomycota; Dothideomycetes; Pleosporales; Didymellaceae.
AUGGCUGCCGCAAUUCUCGAUCCUGCACGCUGGAUGUCGUCUGAGGUCGUGCUACUUGACAUUGCACGCGACUCGUGGUCCGACUCGGACUUCCAAACCCUCAUUGCGGGGUUCCCGGCGGAGGCUAAGCAGGACGCCGAUUCUCUCCUUGCUCACGUGGAGGAUUUGACACGACGAGAUGUUAAAGCCGUGUACCUGAAGCAGCUUCAAGGACACCUUUGGAAGACCGGAUUCUCGGAGGGAGACUUGAAGACUCCGCUCUUCGCCGACGUUGUCCCUACGCUCACAUCAUGGAAGGCCUCGGGACGUACACUCGCCAUCUUCUCCUCUGGUAGCGUGCAAGCUCAGCUCCAGUUCUUCUCAUACGUCGAGGAUGGUGUGACAACUAAAGAUGUCAAGCCAUUGUUCUCGGCGCAUUACGACACGGUGAACGCAGGCCCAAAGCUUGAGAAAGCCUCGUAUGAGAAGAUCUGCCGCGAGAUGGGGGCCGAUGUGAAGACAGUCAGCUUCUUGACGGACAACGUGAAAGAGGCCGAAGCUGCAGCCGCAGCUGGUGUUUAUGCGAUCGUAGUCGAUCGCCCUGGUAACGCGCCGCUGUCGGACGACGACCGGUCGACAUAUCCCGUGAUCACGCUGCUGACCGAUCUGCCCACACUCGCAUAG